UUUUACUUUUCUAUCUAUGUAUGUAGUGACACUUUAAAAGACUAAACAGUAGCAUAUUCCAGAGCUCAUCUGUUUGCUUUCAAUAAUUUAAUGGAUUUAUUCAUCUUCUUCUUACUCUCAUCUCUUACUUUCAUAGGUACAGAGGCUCUUGAUGCCAAUUGCCCAGCAGUGAGGUGCACUGAUGGUGCUCCUGAUAUAAGGUUCCCUUUCCGAGUUGAAGGCCAGCAACCCCAACGUUGCGGUUACCCUGGUUUCGAGCUGAGUUGCAAACAAAACCUAACUAUAAUUCACUUUCCAUCUUAUGGGGAUUUAGUUGUGAAAUCCAUAUCGUAUGAUAUCAAAAAACUAAGUCUUCUUGACCCGAAAAAUUGUGUUCAUGAAGUGUUUCUGAAUCUCAAUCUAACUCUAACAGCAUUCCGCUAUUAUUAUGUUGUGAAGAACUACACAUAUCUCAAUUGUUCAGCUGCGCUUUUGUCGUCUUCUAUGCCAGUUCCAUGUCUAAGUGGCUCUAGUUAUUAUGUUUAUGUUGUAGAAUCAUCUGAAACUACACCAGUUUCUUGCAAGGCUGUGAGAACUAUUGCAAUUCCAUUUGCAUAUAGUCCUUAUCUAUCCGACAAUAGGUUUGGUCUUGGAUUAACAUGGGACUCGACCGGGUGUGAAGAUUGUGAAGCCAAAGGGGUCUUUCUUUCUAAAUCAGGACUACCACUACCAGGAUGUUUCAUGGUGCAUGAGAAAGUCAUCGGUUUCACGAUCUUCAUUUUCAUGGUUGCAACACUGAUUAGUGUAAAGACCUAUUGCUCCAAGAAACUAGAGUGUUGCAGCAAAAAGAAUAAUCAACUUGAACUUCUAUGAAUGAAGCAGAACUCGGAAUAAGUUGUCCAUCUAGCUUGAGACUACAGAAGGAAAGUUUGACAGUGAAACCAAAUCCAUUGGCAUCGACAACACAAGAACAGUUAUUGAUGUGUAUAAUAUAUAGAUGUGUAUAAGUCACCAAUGAUAUGGUCUUCGUGUCUCCAUAGUGAGCCAAGCAUGACCAAAAUUAUUGAUGUGUAUAUGUAUGGAUGGGUUAAUUUGGCUAAAAAACUGGCCUUGCUAAGGUGUGAGUUGCGCAAUGUGAAAUAAUUGCGAAAAACAAAUAUGAAAUUAUACCUAGAAGGAAUGAUUAUGUUGGAUUUGUCUUUUUA
Molecule: messenger RNA, 1184 nt
Organism: Cornus florida
Lineage: Eukaryota; Viridiplantae; Streptophyta; Magnoliopsida; Cornales; Cornaceae
Product: RING-H2 finger protein ATL22-like
Exons: 2
Coding region: 91-852 (253 amino acids)
Molecular function (GO): polysaccharide binding
Source: RefSeq, a predicted model, not a curated record